Fusarium sp. VM40 is the source of this 777-nucleotide messenger RNA. The record is from the annotation of a GenBank genome assembly. NCBI's taxonomy places the organism in Eukaryota, Fungi, Ascomycota, Sordariomycetes, Hypocreales, Nectriaceae.
AUGAGUGAUUCAUUGAUUGUGGCUUCUACGCCUGUAGAGGGCGUACGCGUCCUCGCGUUAAACAGACCCUCCAAGCGCAACGCCCUCUCGCAGGAGCUGAUUACCGUGUUCCUGGAACAGCUCAAGACGGCAUCCAGGGACGAUGGCGUGCGAGUCAUUGUCAUCACCGGCAGCUCGACCUUCUUCUGCGCGGGAGCUGAUAUCGGGGAGAUCUCGAAGCUCGAUGCGGAAUCUGCGCGGGGCUGUCGCUACCUGGCGGACCUUUGCACGGGGAUGCGAGCCGUGCGCAAGCCGCUGAUAGCUGCGGUUGAGGGAAUGGCGCUCGGUGGGGGCUUUGAACUUGCUCUCAUGUGUGAUCUGAUCUUCGCAGCGCACGACAGUCGCUUCGGCCUCCCAGAAGUCACGAUUGGUCUCAUCCCCGGCGCAGGCGGCACGCAGCGCCUGACCAACGCGGUGGGAAAGUUCAAGGCGAUGCAAAUGAUCCUCCUCGGACGGCCCAUGUCGGCAGACGAAGCUCGGUCCGCGGGUUUGGUUGCGCAGCUCUACGAGAGUGGCGAGGUCCUGGACAGUGUUGUGCGAGAUACUGCAGCCUCGCUUGCGGGAUUGAGUCCCACGGCUUUAAGUUUGGCUAAGGAGGCAAUUUGUAAAUCUGAUGAUCUGGGGGCGGACCACGAGUUUGAGAGGAGUUUGUAUUACUUUGCUUUCGGAACCGGGGACAAGCAAGAGGGUGUCAAGGCGUUCUUGGAGAAGAGGAAGCCUGGGUGGGGAUCCAAGUAA